GGGUGGGUAAAGAAAUCUUCUUACAAAACUGAGGCGCACUAACUAGAGUCUCUUUCCCGCCCGGCGUAGUAGAUCUGAAGCGCUUCCGUAGAAUGGAUCUAACCUAGACAGAUCUGAAGCUGUUAUCUACUUUGCCACUGUCAUUUGCUCUCCCUACAGACUCUUUCCCGUGCCAUGGCAAUUUGUUCGUCACCUUCAUCUUCUUCCUCGUUUGCAUCUUCCAAUAACUCGAAGUCAUGGAUCAUCCCUGGCAUCAUGGUUGGAGUUUCAAUUGUAGCUGCUGCCGGUGCUCACGCUUACCUAAGUCGAUUCUACAAAUUCCGUAGCCGGGUCGUAGGUAUCAUACCCGCUCGAUUUGCUUCCUCCCGCUUCUCUGGAAAGCCUCUCGUUCAAAUUCUUGGCAAGCCUAUGAUCCAGAGAACAUGGGAAAGGGCAAAGCUGGCAGCUUCGUUGGAUCAUGUUGUUGUGGCAACUGAUGAUGAUAAGAUUGCUGACUGCUGUCGGAAUUUCGGUGCAGAUGUCAUAAUGACAUCAGAGUCUUGCCGAAAUGGUACUGAACGCUGCAGUGAAGCCCUGCAGAAGCUUGGGAAAAAAUAUGAUAUUGUUGUAAAUAUUCAAGGUGAUGAGCCACUUAUUGAACCUGAAAUAAUAGACGGUGUUGUCAAAGCAUUGCAGGCAGCGCCAGAUGCUGUGUUCAGCACUGCAGUUACGGCUUUAAAGCCUGAAGAUGCACUUGAUCCAAACAGAGUGAAAUGUGUGGUUAGUCAUCGUGGUUAUGCCAUCUAUUUUUCUCGAGGAUUAAUCCCAUUCAAUAAGUCAGGGAAAGUCAAUCAUGAGUUCCCUUAUUUCCUUCAUCUUGGGAUUCAGAGUUAUGAUACAAAGUUUUUAAAGAUAUACUCAGAUCUUGCACCUACUCCAUUGCAACUUGAGGAGGACUUGGAGCAGCUAAAAGUUCUUGAGAAUGGCUAUAAGAUGAAGGUAAUAAAAGUUGACCAUGAGGCCCAUGGUGUUGACACUCCUGAAGAUGUUGGAAAAAUAGAAGCUCUUAUGCGCGAGAGAAACUUGUCUUAAACAUCAAGUUAUAGCAGCGAAACUGAAUGAAAAUUAGCCAUUAUUAUCAAGUCGUUCAGGAAAAAAUAACUCUUCUGGUUGAUUUUUAUAGAGUCCGAGUGUGUUAUACUUUCAUUAUAAUGGAGUAUAAGUGAGAAUGAAACAUUUAUUUAUACGUAUAGGAAAAAUAAAGGAUGUUACAGAUUUAAGGUAGCAGUAGUACUUGAGAACGAAAAUUAAGAUAAAUAUAAUUAGUCUUUAUUUAUAAUGAUAAUUUAAUUUUAUUGAUUGUAAUGAAAUAUUAAUUUUAAGGGUUAAGUAUGUUUUUGUUCUUAUAAAUA
Molecule: messenger RNA, 1391 nt
Organism: Vicia villosa (hairy vetch)
Lineage: Eukaryota; Viridiplantae; Streptophyta; Magnoliopsida; Fabales; Fabaceae
Product: 3-deoxy-manno-octulosonate cytidylyltransferase, mitochondrial-like
Exons: 8
Coding region: 175-1071 (298 amino acids)
Cellular component (GO): cytosol
Molecular function (GO): 3-deoxy-manno-octulosonate cytidylyltransferase activity
Source: RefSeq, a predicted model, not a curated record